GUCGUUUGCGUCUGCGUCCUGCACCCUCCGGGCGUGGCGAGGAAGCCCUGGCGGGACUGGGACAGGGAGGAGGUCGCGCGGCGAGGGUGGCGCUGCCCGCGCCUCAGGUGAGUCCGCGGCCCCGCCCGCAGGACCGAGGGCAGCCGAGCCGGCUCCGCAGGAGAAUGCCUCAGAAACCUAGGACAUACUCUCUUUUCCUGUUCCUUUUUCUGAACCAUGAAAUGGCAAGUCACAGUGCUCCAAGUUCCAGGCAAGAUCUGCAUCCGUUGUUGCAAAAAAUGGCAGAAGAAAUAAUAGAUGGAAGCUACCUGAAUGCAUUACUGGAUCUCAUACAAUUUCAAAGCUCCCAUCUGUGGACAGCAGACCUUUCCCACAAAGUCCUGGCCUAUCUGAAUUUGCAGAAUGUUGCCUUCACUAUCCCCAGCCUGCAGGCAGCCAUGGAAAACCACCUGGAGCAGCGUUUGUACCAGCCCCAGAAACUGCUGGAGGACCUGAGGGAAAUGGAAGCUCAGCGAUUCCACACUGCCAUGAAAUACCUCUUAGAGGACAAGAAAGACCUCUUGGAACUGGAAGAUGUAGUUAUUGACUUGGGAGAGGUUCGGAAACAUGCCUUGCAGAGCCCAGGCGUGAACCGCAGCCUGUUUCUCAUCACGCUGGAGAGGUGUUUCCAGGUGCUGAACUCCCUGGAGUGUGUGGAAGUCUUGGGUAGGGUGCUGAGGGGAUCCUCAGGCAGCUUUCUCCAGUCGGACGUCACAGAGAGGCUUCCCUGGGACCUGCGCGAGGACGCCUUCAAGAACCUAUCUGCCGUAUUCAAAGAUCUCUACGACCAAACCUCUGCUCAUUCCCAGAGAGCUUUGUACUUCUGGAUGGCUGGGAUUUUGCAGACCUCCUUCAACGCCACUGAUGAGUCUGUUUCAUGGGUCAGUGCAGAAAACUUAUGGAUUUUGGGCAGAUAUAUGGUUCACCUUUCAUUUGAAGAAAUUAUGAAAAUUAGUCCUAUAGAAAUUGGACUGUUUAUCAGCUAUGACAAUGCCACCAAGCAGCUGGACACGAUUUAUGACAUCACACCUGAACUGGCCCAGGUGUUUCUGGAGAGGAUCAGCUCCUCCAACUUUGACAUGAGGAAUACCUCUACCAUCCACAGGCUGGGGCUGCUGGUCUGUUUCUACGAUGACCUGGAGCUGCUGGGUGCCCCUGCGGCCAGAGUCCUCCUUCACCAGAUGAUUAAGUGCAGCCAUCUGAGGGGCUUCCAGGCUGGUGUUCAGAAGCUCAAAGCUGACCUUCUGGACAUUGCCACAGAGAACCAGACCCUCAGUGAGGCUCUGGGCUCAUUGUCGGAUGCAGUCGUGGGCCUGACCUACAGUCAGCUGGAAUCCCUUUCCCCUGAGGCUGUGCACAGCGCCAUCUCUACUCUCAGCCAGGUCUCAGGAUGGGCCAAGAGCCAGGUCAUCAUCUUGUCUGCCAAAUACUUGGCCCACAACAAGGUGCUGUCCUUCUACAACGUCAGCCAGAUGGGCAUGCUUCUGGCGGGGGUCAGCACCCAGGCCUUCUACCGUAUGGAUCUCAGGGACCUCUCGCAGGUCCUGAGAAGCACCGUCUCCCUGCAUGUGUCCGACCUGUCACCUGCCCAGCAGCAAGGUGUCCUCAGAAAGAUGGUUGGUGGAGACAGUGCUUCAGGCAUCGUGGAGAUACAGGGGGCUUUCUUUAAAGAAGUGUCUCUCUUCGAUUUAUGGAGGGAACCUGGAUUCAACUCUACAGUUCUAAAGGAAAAGGAGCUUCGGAGGAGUCAGGCUUUGUUCCUGUAUGAACUUCUUUCGAAGACAACCAGAAGGCCUGAGGAGCUCCUGAGCACAGGGGAGCUGGUCAAAGGCGUGACGUGCUCCCACAUUGAUGCCAUGAGCAUGGACACCUUUCUGGCCCAUUACCAGUAUUUUGAGAACAACCUCUCCCUGCUUUCGCCAUACCAGGUUAAUUGUUUGGCGUGGAAAUACUGGGAAGUUUCCAGGACCUCCAUGCCACCCUUCCUCUUGGCUGCACUCCCGGCUCAAUACCUGGCUUCUGUCCCAGCCUCCCAGUGUGUGCCCUUUCUGAUCAGCCUGGGGAAGAGUCAGUUGAACUCCUUGGUUUUAGAUGCCCACAAAAAGAAUUUAGUCCUCAGGAAAGUGCAGCAAUGCCUGAACAACUCCAUUGCUGACGAUUUCACUGUGGACAUCCUGGGGAACCUGCUCUGCCACUUGCCAGGGGCCAUCAUCUACCACGGGGUCUCCCCCAGGGCCUGGGCCACAGCCCUGCAUGGCCUCAGAGACUGCCCGGACCUCAGCCCUGAGCAGAAGGCUGCAGUAAGGCUCCGGCUCCUGCAACAGCAUGGACUCCCCCAGAACUGGACAGCUGAGACUAUGAAGGACUUGGGACCCUUUCUAGUCCUUUUCUCAGAAGAUGAAUUAAGCUCUAUUGCUACAAAGUUUCCUGAUAUCCUUCAACAAACAGCCUCCAAAAUGGCUGGGCCCCUGCCCCCCAAAGGAUUCCUCUGGGUUGUCUUUGAAUCUGUUCGGAACCACAGAGAGAAGAGCCCCAGCCCUGACCCCAGCCCUGGUUGCCAUGGAGUUGCAGCUCCCUCUUCCAAUGACAUCUUCCAGUUGGCCGAAGCCAAUGCCUGCUGGGCUCCAGAGGACCUGCUCUGCAUGGAGGAAGACACGUUCAUCAGGAAUGCAGAGCUACUGGGGGCUGUCAGGGGACUCAGCCAGCCUCAGCUGAUGGCCCUGAAGGAGAAAGCCGUGCAGGUUUGGGACAGGCCUUCUUACUGGAGAGAAUACCAUAUCGUCUCCCUGGGGCACAUCGCUCUAGCUCUUAAUGAGAGUGAGCUGGAGCAGCUGGACCUCAGCUCCAUUGACACUGUGGCUUCCUUAAGCCAGCAGACAGAAUGGACCCCAGGACAGAUCAUUCACUCAGACGUUCAUUCAUUCAAAAACUACUUAUUGAACUUCUACUCUGCGUCAGCCAUUGAACGAAGUGCUGGGGGGUACAAUAGUGAAUUAGUUGGAUACGCUGGAUUAACUAAGGAAGAGCUCCAAAUGCUCAACAAGGAUUUGAUGCCAUAUUUCCAGCCAUCAGCAAUCAAAUGCCUUCCUGAUGAGAUAUUCAAAGAACUGUCCGCGGAGCAGAUCGCCUCCCUGGGCCCGGAGAACGCGGCGGCCGUGACCCCCGCCCAGCGCGGGCUGCUCAGCAUGGUGCAGCUGCAGAGCCUUCAGCGGGCGCUAGAUGGCGCUAGGACUCGCUCCUGGCUGGACGCGCCCCUGAGCGCCCUCCCCUCCCGAACCCCCUCCUCGCGUUCUUUUCCAGGAGCCUCCACCUCCCGGGGCCUUUGGCUUGGCUGUCCUCUGCUGGUUGCAAUGCCCAGGGUUGCGUGGUGAGCGGUGUGCACCCAUCGCCCUUCAGUGUCCAAGCAGCUGGCCAAGGUGCGUGGAGACAAGGGCACAUCACAUGGUGGGGGACGGUUACCCUGCCCCAGAGCCUCCACUGGGGAAGGGAGACCCCGGGGCCUUGACAUUUCCAAGGCACCAAAAGGAAGAAUCAUUAUUAAAAAUGAUCUUGCCGGUCAGGAAGCCAUUCUCUGCUCCAUUUCAGCCUCUCUUGUUUUCUGGCUUGGAGACAGAAGCCGUGGGGAGGGAAGGGUGUUUUCUGUCAACAGCAUGAGGACCUUUGCACAAGUUUACUGCCCUCCCUCAGGGAGAUGCCAGGGAGCAGAGGGUCCAGGCCAAGGUGCCAUUGUAGCCAGGGCUGGAUUUGGCUUACUUCCCCUUCCUCGGAGCUAUAGGCUGCCCUGGAUUUCUCUGUCUUCAAUAUUUAGCAGAGCUGAAAUAAAUGAAUCCCUCAACAGAAGCCAAUAUUGCUGCCUGAUUGCUGGGACUAAUUGAUGUUUU
Manis javanica (Malayan pangolin) is the source of this 3920-nucleotide messenger RNA. The record is from RefSeq and is a predicted model, not a curated record. NCBI's taxonomy places the organism in Eukaryota, Metazoa, Chordata, Mammalia, Pholidota, Manidae.